UCGGUUAUGGGGCGAGAGAGAAGGAGGACCAUCCAUGGGAAUUCUGCUGCGGUCCUGCUGCGAGUAUGAGGCGUUCUUGGGAAAUGGGUCGGUUGAGCACUCAGUCCUGGCUCUUGCCACGCAGUUUGACCUUGUCGCUAUCACGGAGCGAUUCAAUGAAGGGCUCGUCUCCUUGGGCCGACUCUACGGUCUUCCUGUCCAAAAUCUGGCGGCCAUCGGCCGAAGCAUCGGAGAAAAAAACGAGGGAAGCAGGAAGCUGGAUUGGACAGAUGAAGAGUUCCGACUGGCCACCUAUAUGAGCAACAAGAGCACCUACAUCUACAACUUUGCGCAGAAGCUGUUCGAUAGGCAGGCGCUUAGCCUCUUCGGCAGCGCCGAGCGUUUGAAGGAUGCAGUAGCGGCAUUCGAGGCGCUAAAUCCGGGCAGCUGA
Molecule: messenger RNA, 430 nt
Organism: Symbiodinium pilosum
Lineage: Eukaryota; Dinophyceae; Suessiales; Symbiodiniaceae
Source: the annotation of a GenBank genome assembly